AUGGAGGACCCGAAUUUAGACGACUCCCGCAUGGGCACCACCAUGCAGCAUCCUGCGAUGAUGGAAACCAUGGAAGAUCUCUUCGGCGAGGCCGCAGACAAUCUCAACGUAUCGCUGCCUCCUGUCAUCCUGCCGGCCGCCUCCAUGUUACGCGUGGCAGAGAUGCAGAGUCGCGGAUGCUGCACGUGAGUCAGUCAGCCCUUCUUCCGUGGAGCAGAAACACCGAUUGAUGGCAUUACGCUGCAGGAGACUCGCCUGGUCCAGCACCGGCAGUAUUGCCCGCAUCACCGCAGACAGAUCCAAGGUGGUCUUCCAUACCCUUGUUCGCGAUAAGAGGACUGGCGGAUGGACGUUGACCGGCGACUCCAAGCAUCCACUAGAAGCUCCGGUGGGUCGAAGAUUCGUUCAUCUGAAGUUCAGUGGCAUCGGCAUUGACCUGAUUGUGAUUGACGAUGUGGGUGCUUCGCACAUGUACACCUUGGCAGGCGUUUUGGAAAGAACGACCUGCUUAGGGGUGGCACGUGAAGGGAAGAGCGAGCUGGACGCUGUCGUCGGCAUCCACUGGCUAUCACUGUAUCCUGCCGAGUUCAGAGUAAGCCGAUGAGUGAAAGUGCUUUACUCACUUGCUGAUGGUCGUGUCAGGGCGCUUGCAUGGACCCUGCCGUCAAGAACGGUGACAGGUGGGAGUUCCCUUUCAAGUCUCGCGACGUGCAAAGCAACAACAGGGCACAUAAUCCCGCUGAAGCGAAGAAUGCAUUGGUGCAGGUCACUCGCUCAGGUGAAGUGAUUCUGCUUUAUCAGAACGAAGGCCCCCUCUGGCUAUCCACCAGUGAUACCCUGGACUCUCUUCGGUCCUCAGACGAGUUCAUCUCCCACGCAGCCAUUGGGGAAGAUGGGUUGGACUUGCUGGUCGUCGCUUAUGAUCACUCAUCUAGAUUUCGUCUAUACCGGAUCAUUAUCAAUUGGAAUCCGACUCAGCACCAGCGUGCGCCGAAUGUGGUACAGACCACUGUCGCCCCGACCCUCGAAGUGCGCCACUUGACUGCCUUGGAAAAUGUUCGUGCCCAGCAUGUCGAUACCGCCAAGCUCACUCACUUGCGUCUCCUGCCGUCAGUGCCAGAAGCCGCAUAUCCCAUGCCGACUCUGCCUACAUUGUUCGCGGUAUUCACCCAGAUAUCUCUGCCGACAGAUGCGGGCCAGAACCAAAGUUCUUUCGCAGUAAUCUCCCGCUGGCACAUUGACACAUUUACCCCCACGCUUCACGAGAGCUUCAAGAAGCCGAAGCCGGGUAGCGACACAUCGGGGGCCAUGGGCACUGUCACGGUCCUCAAAAGACAGCAGGAUGUAGUCACAAACAAGGUCAUUCUAUCAUUCGACACGCAAAUGUUUGACAAAAUAUUGGCCUUUGGCGCGACCGAUGGCACAGUAGAUUUCCGCGACAGAGCCACCAUGGAUCCGCUGCAGACGGCGUUCGGAGAUGCAACUCGCGUCUCGAGCUUACCACAGACGGGGUUUGACCAUCUGCCCAGGGAUCACAAUGUCGAUGUCGCGGUGUCUGCGGAUGCCUCUGGCCUCGCUAUCGUUGAUACUGAAGGCAACGCGAGCGCCCAUGUGAUGAACCUGACGCAUGGAUGGCAGAUAGUCCAAGAUGAGAUGAGCGACAACAGGCCCUUCAUCGACGCGGCUAUCGCAUGUGUCGCACGGCAAUUCGCCAUCCUCUGCUAUCAGAAUGCAUCGAACGAUGAGUCACUUGCUCUGGUGCCAUCCAACGCCGACUCCGACGUUCGGUCACGUAUCGUCAGGAACAUAUACAAGAUUCUGAACCGCAGUCCAGACCUUCUCAUGCAAGACGGCGGGAAGCAGCAAAUGUUUGUCUUCAGAGACGCCCUGAUACCGCGAGCGUUGAGCGCUUCUCUUUCCUUUGGUACCAGUCCGACUUCUGGAGAACGGAAUUGUGCAGCUCAGCUUGCCUUCAUCGUGCUCAACAUUCGUCUUCUGGCCCAAGCACUAGCACCGGCAAUUGGAAUUAAUCGCGAUGUCAAGAGCAUGCCUCCGGAAAUAUUCGCGUCUCUCGGUGGACAGAUACGAUGGGCCACAGACCUCAUCAUUCACAUCAUGGACACGAUCACGACGGUGCAGAGAGAUAUGGAACCAAACACCUCGAGCAAGAAAGCCUUCGACGAGCUGAGGGCAAAGAGUGGCAGCCCGGUGAUGCAAGUACUCCUCAGCACGUUCUCCCGCGCUCUACUGCGUCUAGACUUAGCUUGGAUCAUGAAGUAUUUCCAAGCGGUUCAGCAAGUGGCGUUGCCACGUGCUCGAACGAUAGCAGAAAAGAAAGAGCUCACAGGUCUUCUGGAACUGGCAUCUACAAUACCGUUCCGCUAUCACGAGUUUGAGAAGAUGCUGCAGGAACUUGACCAAGCCGUUAAAGAUGCCUGGGUGCGAAGUGGUGUGCCAGCCGAACAGCGCGCUGAAUUGGAAGGAGCUAUGCUCUGCGACGGCGAGAUCCCAAAUGAGCUCGAGCCAGCCAUUGACACGCUGCUGAACACCAUCCUCCCAAAAUUGAAAGAGACCAUGGACAUUGGCAAGCUGUAUUUCUGGAACACAGACCGCUUGUCCAUUGCCUGUGCCAAGCCGAGAUCUGGACAGCAGCAGUUGGACAUUAUCCGCAAGACGCCCAUUCCCAAGGACGCUCCCAUUCGCCUGUGUCGCCGCUGCGGCUCCGUGACGGAGGAUGUAACGCAGGAGAGAGCACGCGAGCUACCGAAUUGGUUACAGCACGUACACCGACAUUGCGUGUGCAUGAACUUCUGGAUCCUACCUUGA
Lecanosticta acicola is the source of this 2826-nucleotide messenger RNA. The record is from the annotation of a GenBank genome assembly. Lineage: Eukaryota; Fungi; Ascomycota; Dothideomycetes; Mycosphaerellales; Mycosphaerellaceae.